AAACAGCUCAGGACUAAAUUUAUCUUCAAGACAAUGGAACUAAAAAAUUCAGCAACUGUCCCUCUGCUUCUUAUCCUGGUUGUCAGUCAAGUCUGCCAAAUUUUAUCAACAGCUGAGUCUCUUACUACUAUUAAUACCACCCCUACUAAAGGCCCCACAGGGGUACCUGAUACAGCAGCAAGUUCAGCUGUAUCCAUUCCAGUUGGGCCAACAGAUGUAUCCACUGCAGUUGAAACAACAAAACCUCCAGCUGGAUCUGCAUCUUAUCCAACUGAAGCAACUCUAGCUCCUACAGAUACUCCGAAACCUAGUACCACAAGUAAAGCUCCUACAGAUCCUCCGAAACCUAAUACCACAAGCAAAGCUCCUACAGAUGCUCCGAAACCUAGUACCACAAGCAAAGCUCCUACAGAUGCUCCGAAACCUAAUACCACAAGCAAAGCUCCUACAGAUGCUCCAAAACCUAAUACCACAAGCAAAGGUACUCCGAAACCUAAUACCACAAGCAAAGUCGCAGUCACAACUUCAAACUCGCCGACUACUUGCACAGGAAUUUACUGUAGCUCUCUAUUUACAUCCCUGGCCCUGACUUUCAUCACAUGCAAGUUAUUGGGAUGACAUGGGAUGUGCAGCAACCUGGGCUUACUGAUGCAACUGAACCAACUAUUCCUGUAUAAACAGACUGGCAAUCACUGUGACCAAACAAAUGUUUUUUUAUGUCAUUAAAUUAAAUGAGUAGGUCUGUAAAAAUAACAAUAAUACAGAUAAUUAAAAAAUAUGAAGUACAUAGUAAUUCAUAGCAAAAAUGUAUAUCAUUUCUUACAAAAGGCAUGCAAAUAAUCAUUGUUGGUAAUUUUGUAUUUGAACUUACUCAUAAACUUUUUAAAUGAAUGGAUAUAAUAGUACUAUUUAUAUUGCAGAAGUCUAUAUGCAAGGUUCUCAACCAUGGGAAAGACUAAGGGGGGAAUGUAAUAAAAGUCAGUAACGGAAAAAGUAUUUGCAGUGGGAAAAUGUAUGUCUCUGUGCUAACAAAUUUGCCUUUGUGUGAAACUGUUUAGUGACCACUUCCAACAGUGAAAGAAAGUUUGUGAAUUUUAUAGUUUGUGACCCUGCGCAGUGUAUGUAAUAAAACUUCUGAAUUAUAAAGAUUAUACCACCUUCAAGCAUGCCUUAAAAGUUUGCAAUGUGCAAUGCAAUAACCGUCUAAUAAACAAUAUUGAUUUAUGUUGAUAUUUAAAAUGAUGUAUGCAAUUUUUAUUCUUAUUUGUGCUAAUUUUUUUCCCGUUUAGGACUUUUAUUACAUUCCCCCAAUAGUUUGUUCCACUUACAUUGUGUCUUACAUUUCCCUAAUGAUUAUUUAUAAAGUACUAAGUUCUACAGUACUUUAGUGAUGGUUUUAAUUCACCCUGCCCCAGGGAAACUUGCAAACUAAGUUGUCAUUCUCAUGCAUUGUAGUAAAUUCAGUAGCCAAUAACCUUCCUGUAUGUGUUUUUGAAGUGUGGGGUAGUACUACUGUGUCUGCUCUCCACUAUGAUUUGCACUAUACUGUAUGUUCUCUAACUCCAUAUGCAUCAGCUAGUUCUAUGUACACAUUUCCCUGUAAUAAAUAAAAUGUUUCCAACCUUAAAUAAAUGUUAAUAUGUAUUUUA
Molecule: messenger RNA, 1649 nt
Organism: Xenopus tropicalis (tropical clawed frog)
Lineage: Eukaryota; Metazoa; Chordata; Amphibia; Anura; Pipidae
Product: threonine-rich protein-like
Exons: 11
Coding region: 34-618 (194 amino acids)
Source: RefSeq, a predicted model, not a curated record